GGGCACUCACGCACAUGCACGGGGCGCUCACGCAUUAGCACGGGGCGCUCACACAUUUGCACGGGGCGCUCACGCACAUGCACGGGGCGCUCACGCACAUGCACGGGGCGCUCACGCACAUGCACGGGGCGCUCACGCAUUAGCACGGGGCGCUCACACAUUAGCACGGGGCGCUGUCACACAUGCUCGUGCACAAAUCUCCGUCCCUUGCACCUGCAAGACCGAAGCACCCCAGUACCAGCAGCCGGGGUGUAGCAGGAGACGCUCUGGACUACAGCUAGUCGCAAGGUAAUGGCCGGGGCUGGAGAGUCCCCUCAGAAGCCCUGAACCACCCCUGCUCCUCUCUGAGCGACAUUCCAGAAGUUAGCAUCACUGGGACUUGGAGGCUCUGAUCUCAACAAAGUGCCCGGCUAUGGCUGGCGAUUCUAGGAAUGCUAUGAACCAGGACAUGGAGAUUGGAGUCACUCCGCGGGACCCCAAGAAGAUUCCCAAGCAGGCCCGCGAUUACGUCCCGGUUGCCACAGACCGCACCCGCCUGCUGGCCGAGGGCAAGAAGCCCCGCCAGCGCUACAUGGAGAAGAGCGGCAAGUGCAACGUGCACCACGGCAACGUCCAGGAAACCUACCGGUACCUGAGCGACCUGUUCACCACCCUGGUGGACCUCAAGUGGCGCUUCAACCUGCUUGUCUUCACCAUGGUCUACACAACCACUUGGCUGUUCUUUGGCUUCAUUUGGUGGCUCAUCGCUUACAUCCGGGGGGAUCUGGACCAUGUCGGCGACCAAGAGUGGAUUCCUUGUGUUGAAAACCUCAGUGGCUUUGUGUCCGCCUUCCUGUUCUCCAUUGAGACCGAAACGACCAUUGGGUACGGCUUCCGGGUCAUCACAGAAAAGUGUCCAGAGGGCAUCAUACUCCUCCUGGUCCAGGCCAUCCUGGGCUCCAUUGUCAAUGCCUUCAUGGUAGGCUGCAUGUUCGUCAAGAUCAGCCAGCCAAAGAAGAGAGCAGAGACCCUCAUGUUUUCCAACAACGCGGUCAUCUCCCUGCGGGACGAGAAGCUGUGCUUCAUGUUCCGGGUAGGCGACCUGCGCAACUCCCACAUCGUGGAGGCCUCCAUCCGCGCCAAGCUCAUCAAGUCCCGGCAGACCAAAGAGGGGGAGUUCAUCCCCCUGAACCAGACGGACAUCAACGUGGGCUUCGACACGGGCGACGACCGUCUCUUCCUGGUGUCUCCACUCAUCAUCUCCCACGAGAUCAAUGAGAAGAGCCCUUUCUGGGAGAUGUCUCGGGCUCAGCUGGACCAGGAGGAGUUUGAAGUCGUGGUCAUUCUAGAAGGGAUGGUGGAAGCAACAGGCAUGACUUGCCAAGCACGGAGCUCCUACAUGGAUACAGAGGUGCUCUGGGGCCACCGAUUCACACCAGUGCUCACCUUGGAAAAGGGUUUCUAUGAGGUGGACUACAACACCUUCCAUGAUACCUAUGAGACCAACACACCCAGCUGCUGUGCCAAGGAGCUGGCAGAAAUGAAGCAGGAAGGCCGGCUCCUCCAGUACCUCCCCACCACGCCCCUGCUGGGGGGCUGUGCUGAGCCAGAGCUAGAUGCAGAAGCUGAGCAGGAGGGAGGGGAUGAGCAGGGGCUGACUGGGUCCCGGGAUACCAGGGGCUCGGUGUGAGAGCCACACUCUCCUCACAACCUCACCUCACUGGCUCCUGGGAGCACGGGCACUGCAGGGGGUGGGAGUGGGGCAGGGGCACAUAGCUGAGUGUGCUGCUUAGGGGCUAUUUGGGGGGAGAAACAAUAUCCAGCCCUCCCAGCUCCCAGCUCAGGACCUCCCUGAGCAGGCAGCAUCCUGGUUGGACCCCCCAUGACAUGCUGUCUCUAUCAGCAAUGGCCAAGGGGGCCAGGUCAGGAUGAGUUUCCCCACAGUGAAUGGCACAGGCUGGUGUCUGUCCUGUCUCUGCCAACUGGCAUUGAGUCACUUCCCUUUUUGGGUCUCCUAGACCCUGCCAGGGGCUGACACCUAGAGAGGGCUGUCACCCACUUCCUCAUUUCCACCACCCCAGGGCCUGUCAUGGAUUCAGAGAGGAGCAAUUCUGCCUGGGAAGAGGCCUGGGAAGCUCAGGCCUCUGCUCCAGGGUGGGCUCACAGAGCUCCCAUGGGUUAGGGUCUAUUGAGUCAGGAGGCAAUUCCCGUUAAACCAGACCCAAUGACCAGUUAUUGAGUGCUAUGGAGUGUACAGCCUUGAUGGUAUCUGCUAUUAUCUGUAAAGUAUGUUUCCCUCUGCUGUGUUCUGCGUGUCCAAUGUAGCCUAUUGGAUAAUUGAUAUCCUUAGAGUGACUCUCAGAAGGUGGCCUGGGCCGCAGAGCCCCCCUGAGUGGCAUCAGCACUUUCUGGCCCACCCCCCAACCACAUUGCACCUGCACCUCCCACCAGAGGGAGAGCCCUGGCAGCUAGGCCUUUUCUAGGGCUUUUUGGCCCAAGCCCCUCCAAGUGCUUCUAACCUUCACCAUAGUGUUCUUCGCAGUCUCAGAGAGCCUGUGGCGUGAUCUGGGGAGAAAGCUGGGUUUCAGAAGGCAAGCCCAGACAGCUGGUGCUGAAACAGGGAGGGCAGAGGGGAAAGGAAGACAGAAAGGAAGGCCAUGAAAAUUUCAAAAUAAGCGUCUGCCUCAAUUGUUCCCAAGAUGCUCUGUUCUCAGGGCAACACACUUUUGCUAUCAAGGUGAAUAAUGGGGUGUGAAUCAAAAGUGACAGGAGACUGCAGCGGCAGCCUCACUGUCAAGCCUGGGCUGGACAAACUCUCAGGCCGCUGCUGAGAAGCCCCUGCUCCCUGCACUUACACGCAGGGCUCCACCAGGCCAGGAUGACACCCAGGGAAGGGGAGGGCUGCCCCCCAGCCUGGAAACAGGAGGGCGAGGGGAGUCGGUGGGAAACUUGGGAAGGGAGUGACUGUUAAGAGAACAAGAAUAGAGGAGAGUCUUAAAAUCAGCAAGUGCAGAGGCUUUUCUUUUACAAUCUGGAGGCCCAGGAAGCGUGAGGGCGGGUUGUGCAGACUGCCAGGGGACGGAGCAUGUGCUGAGACUGACAGGCUGCUGCUGAGCCCACCUGACCUGGAGAGAGCUCAGGUGUUCCCAGGCAUGGAAUUACGGAGGCCUCGCCCACAAUUUUCACAGCUUCCAACUGGCAUCGUCUUGCCCUGGGCACGAAAGCCUUCCCCAGAGUAGGAGCAGAGCCACAGGGAGGCCGAAAGUUAGGGCAGAGCAGAGGGGAAGGCUCUGGGUCUCAGGCCCACUUCCCUAUGGGCCGGACUUUCCAGGUCCUGGGGCUGGUGGGAGAGGAGGGCAGCCUGGGCUGGGGAGCCAGUUGGCUGCCCGCUCUGGGCGGGAUGGGGGGUGCAGGGGGGGUUUUUGUGCUGGGCUACUGGGCUGG
Molecule: messenger RNA, 3423 nt
Organism: Microcebus murinus (gray mouse lemur)
Lineage: Eukaryota; Metazoa; Chordata; Mammalia; Primates; Cheirogaleidae
Source: RefSeq, a predicted model, not a curated record